CACAACUCUUGUCCUAAAAAUAAAAGAGAAUUAAUGGAUGCUGUAGACGAUACCACGGAUAAGAGAACAAAUGAGGGUGAUGAAGGCUCCAUCUCGGAUGCUGAUGAGGCAGUGCAUUCUGUCCGCUACAAAAGAAAAAAAGUUAAUGAAGCCUCGACUAGUGGGAGUGUUGCGGCAGGAGCAGGAGCAGGAGCAGGAGCAGGAGCAGGACGUACUUCAGGACUUUAUCUUGAUACGAUCCAACGGUUUAUGCUCGAUUUUGAUUUCGAAAAAGUGUGUUCCGUCUCACUGUCAAAUCUGAAUGUCUAUGCAUGUCUAGUUUGUGGGAAAUAUUUUCAAGGACGUGGCCCUACCUCGCAUGCGUAUUUCCAUAGUCUUCACGAGAAUCAUCACGUCUACAUUAAUCUCAAUACACUCAAGGUGUAUGUUUUACCGGAUUCCUAUGAAGUGACGGACUCGUCGCUGGAUGAUAUCAAAUAUGUUUUGGAUCCAAGAUUUACGCCGGCACAAGUCGAAGCGCUCGAUAAGAACUCUAGACAAUCAUUUGAUUUGAACCGCAAGCCAUACCUUCCAGGUUUUAUUGGACUGAACAACGUUAAAGCCAAUGAUUAUGUUAACGUGGUGAUUCAGGUUCUGGUGCAUAUCCCUCCAGUUCGAAACUUUUUUAUGUUACAGACAUUUGACGACAAAUCAGAGCUUGUCAAAAGAUUUGGAACCUUAGUACGAAAGAUCUGGAACCCAGCAGCGUUCAAAGGUCAAGUCAGUCCUCAUGAGCUUUUGCAGGAAAUUUCCAAUGCCAGUAACAGGCAGUUUAAGUUGACGAAGCAAGGGGAUCCUUUGGCGUUUUUGUCCUGGUUUUUGAAUACUUUGCAUCGAGAUCUUGGAGGAUCGAAGAAGAAAAACAGUAGUAUUAUAUACUCUACAUUUCAAGGAGAGCUCUCGAUUGAAUCACAGUCCAUUGAUACGAAUACCCCAAAAGGUUCUGUCGUUUCAUUUGAUCCGAAUAAUGCUGUGACGAAGAUCAAGUCGCCCUUUUUAUUUUUGGCUCUUGAGCUUCCACCUGCACCACUUUUCCAUGACGAACAGGAAAGAAACAUCAUUCCUCAAAUUCCACUUACGGCUAUUCUCUCAAAGUAUGACGGGAAAACCACGCAGGAAACUGCGUCUGAAUUGAAGCGAUUCCAUAUAAUUCGACUCCCCAACUAUAUUAUUUUUCACAUCAAACGGUUUUCGAAGAACAAUUUUGUGGAAGAAAAAAACCCUACGAUUGUCACUUUCCCUAUUAAAAACCUGAGCAUGGCAGAAUACGUGUCUGAUCCAGAAAAGGAAAAUGCAUUAGGACUGCACUAUGAUCUGCUUGCAAACGUUACACAUGAAGGUGACCCCGCUACACCAGGCUCGACAAGCUACAAGGUUCAUCUUCAACAUCGGGCGAAGGAGCAAUGGUACCAAAUUCAGGACCUGUUUGUUGAAGAGAUUAAUGCGCAAAUGAUUUUUUUAUCGGAAUCGUAUAUUCAGGUUUGGGAGCGUAAAUCAAAAGCCUAAUAAAAAUCCUUGCUGCUUUGCGUUUCACUAAACUAAACAACAAUAAAAAAUAUACACCACUC
Molecule: messenger RNA, 1607 nt
Organism: Lobosporangium transversale
Lineage: Eukaryota; Fungi; Mortierellomycota; Mortierellomycetes; Mortierellales; Mortierellaceae
Exons: 9
Coding region: 34-1545 (503 amino acids)
Biological process (GO): spliceosomal complex assembly; mRNA processing; protein deubiquitination
Molecular function (GO): cysteine-type deubiquitinase activity; zinc ion binding
Source: RefSeq, a predicted model, not a curated record